Zeugodacus cucurbitae (melon fly) is the source of this 420-nucleotide messenger RNA. Its product is annotated as basic salivary proline-rich protein 2. Lineage: Eukaryota; Metazoa; Arthropoda; Insecta; Diptera; Tephritidae. Bases 83 to 253 code for a protein of 56 amino acids. The record is from RefSeq and is a predicted model, not a curated record. The transcript has 3 exons.
UGCAAAAAAACCUCGCAAUCCAUUAUAAAAGCUGCUCAUCAAUUGUGCUCUUCAUCAGUUUGUCAGAAAAAGUUCUAGCGAAAUGAAAUUAAAUUUUCUGAUUGUUCUAAUAAUAAGCGCACUAUUGGGCGCCGUAAUGGCUAUUCCCGGUCAGCCACCGAGUGGUCCGCCACCAAAUGGACCACGGCCUAGCGGUCCGCCACCAGAUGGUCGACGCGGCCCCCCACCUACCAAUAGCACCAGCUCUGGCUAGUCGAAUUCCUCAACCAACUACGAACAAAGCAGUGGACAAUGGACAAACCGCUCUGAAUCUGAUCUUAACUCUAACGAUCCACAUACAUAUAUAUAAACAUUACUGUAAAUAAUUCACUUGUGUUUUUUACAAACAUUUCAAAUUAAAAUGCAUUAAAAAUUUACAAA